AUGCCUCAGUUCAACGUCGCCACAGCUCUCAAUAUCGUAGCCUACACGCUCUUCUUAUACGACUACGUGCUUACGUUCGCAGAUGAGGUGGAAUUGUUCUGGUCGAGACCUCGUCGAUCAUGGGCAUUCCUACUUUUCUUCGCCAAUCGAUACAUUACACUGCUGGGUCGCGUGCCACCGUCAUUUACUGCUAACUUUCUUGCGUCAAAAUUCGGACCUUACAGCCCCUUGUCGGUUGCGUCCACGAAACCUCUUGCUCCCCCAACCCUGACAUUGCUCACGGGUUCCAGUGAGUCCUCCGAACCUCUAGUCCUUCAUCAACACUUUGACUUCUUCCUCCAAGUCGUCAUGACACUACGCGUCUACGCUAUGUACGGCGAAAGUCGGCGAGUUUUGUAUUUCCUCCUCUCGUUCAUAGGGAUUGGUGCAGGAGUCGCAUUGUGGGCACUCCUUGUCAAUUCUAAUUCUUCCCUUCCUGCGGCGCCCGUGCAAGGCCAUGGGUGUCUUCGUUUCAUCUCUCAACAGCAGUUCGUCUUCGAUUAG
Molecule: messenger RNA, 543 nt
Organism: Pisolithus orientalis
Lineage: Eukaryota; Fungi; Basidiomycota; Agaricomycetes; Boletales; Pisolithaceae
Exons: 6
Coding region: 1-543 (180 amino acids)
Source: RefSeq, a predicted model, not a curated record